Messenger RNA from Solanum lycopersicum (tomato), 741 nucleotides. RefSeq lists its product as uncharacterized. Gene Ontology annotation, biological process: endoplasmic reticulum to Golgi vesicle-mediated transport. Lineage: Eukaryota; Viridiplantae; Streptophyta; Magnoliopsida; Solanales; Solanaceae. Gene Ontology annotation, cellular component: TRAPP complex. The record is from RefSeq and is a predicted model, not a curated record.
UUCACCGCAUAUAUUUUAAAUUUUUUAUUAAUAUCCUUUUCUUUCCCAAACUCUUCUCUACAAAAUUGUUUUGCUCUCUUUUCCUUUUGUCCAUCCUCUUCCGUACAGAGCUUGGACUACCCCAUUUUGCAUCUGAAUUCAGAUCAACAAACAGAAGGAUUCAAUAUAAAUGGCAGCUAUUUACAGCCUUUACAUCAUCAAUAAAUCAGGAGGGCUUAUCUUCUGCAAGGAUUAUGGUUCGGCUGGAAAAAUGGACACAAAUGAUAGUUUGAGAUUGGCUAGUCUGUGGCAUUCUAUGCACGCUAUCUCUCAGCAGUUGUCCCCAGUUAAUGGUUGUGCUGGUAUCGAACUCCUUCAAGCUGAUACGUUUGAUCUACAUUGCUUCCAAUCUCUUACCGGAACAAAAUUCUUUGUGGUCUGUGAGCCUGGAACUCUUCAUAUGGAGUCCCUGUUGAAGUAUAUCUAUGAAUUAUACACUGAUUACGUCUUGAAGAACCCUUUCUAUGAAAUGGAAAUGCCGAUCCGGUGUGAGCUCUUUGACAUAAGUUUGUCACAGGCCGUUCAGAAAGAUCGCGUUGCUUUGUUGGGGAGAUGAGCUAGAAAAAAAAUUUAUAUGACAAUUUUGUUGACAGGUUCGGUUAUGCAUCUGGAAUGUGAUUUUUUUCUUUGUUGUUUCAAGAUAAUGGCUUGUAAGAUAAAUUUUGAGAAUCCCAAAUAACAUUUUUCGCGGACAAUUACCAA